Molecule: messenger RNA, 5353 nt
Organism: Neoarius graeffei (lesser salmon catfish)
Lineage: Eukaryota; Metazoa; Chordata; Actinopteri; Siluriformes; Ariidae
Gene: fbxl4
Product: F-box and leucine-rich repeat protein 4
Exons: 8
Coding region: 388-2199 (603 amino acids)
Biological process (GO): SCF-dependent proteasomal ubiquitin-dependent protein catabolic process
Cellular component (GO): SCF ubiquitin ligase complex
Molecular function (GO): protein binding
Source: RefSeq, a predicted model, not a curated record
CAAUGCUUAGCGCGUAACGGCUUCCCCGAAUGUUGAAACAGGAAGUAAACAAUUCGAGCACCUACAGAGACAAGUCAUGCAUGCAGCUCAGCCUGUAGGAAUAUAGACGUCUUCCCACCACCACCACCACACCAUCCAGUGUCCCCUGUGUGUUCCCCAGACUCUGUUACGCUUCUCAGCAUGGAGCUAGCUUGUGACAUAGAUAUUUUAUAAUAAAUAAUAGUGUAUAUAUUGUCUAACAGCAAGAUCAUCAAGGUGCCAGUGUUUCCUAGAAUGUAGUUUAAUGUAGCUAUAUAUACAUACUGUAUAUAGCGUAGUUAUUUAUGUAAUGUAUAGAUCCCUGUUCAUUUAGUCCCCCGUGUAUUGGCUGUGCGCCCUAUCUUCUGUAUGCUCACUCUUCUGGCCGUGUCUUCCUUCGUGUUUGUGCAUUGGCGUCGGUGCAGGAGCGGCUCACGUGAAGAUGCCGCGUUUCAAUGUGGACGUGCGGCUCUUCCCAUCGCCAUGGCGAUGGAGGCCGAGUUGGAUCAGUACGCCAAGGAAGUGCUGGACUUCAGCUCGCAUUAUGGUGGCGAAGGAAGCAUGUCGUACACGAUGUGGAACGCAGCCGGAGCCCCCAGUGUGUUCCCGAGCUCAGGGGACUUCACGCACACGGCUGUGUUCCGCACGUACGGACGCUGGUGGGAGGACGAGCGAGUCGAGCAAAGUUUCACCCGCAUGCCACGCUCCUUCCACAGCCGAGAUUUCCUUGAGGUGGCAUUCGAGGAGCAGGUUUUCCCCACCACCAUCACCGUUCUGGAGACGUACCACCCUGGAGCCAUAGUCCAAAUCCUCGCCUGCUCACUUAAUCCCUACGCAGAAAACCACACUACUGAUGUCAGAUGGGAGGUGCUGUGGGCAGGGGAACCCACCAAAGUCACCAGUCCUCAGGCGCGUCAGUUUUGCCCCCCCAUCCGUCAAAUUAACUUUGCCACUAAUUUACUGCGUUUGGAAGUAAACAGCACUCUACUGGAUUAUUACACCGAGUUGGAUGCCAUUGUGCUACGCGGUGUGCGCAGCCAUGUCAGCAGCAUCACCACGCCCAUCAUCACCAACACCACACCCAACAAGGACAGCGACAAGCCUAGCAACGAUGUCAACAUGUGCAACGGCUACUUCGACAAACUACCAUAUGAGCUGACCCAGUUGAUUGUGAGUCACCUGGCCGUGCCAGAUCUGUGUCGUCUGGCUCAGAGCUGUAAGCUCCUACAGCGCCACUGUUAUGACCCGCUGCAGUACGUUCAACUCAGCCUGCAGCCAUAUUGGUUCCGCUUGAGCGAUCUGUCUCUGGCACACUUACAAUCCCGCUGCGCACUCCUGCAGCGCCUCAAUAUGUCCUGGACUGGAAACAGAGGAGCUGUCACGGCCAGCGGAUUCUGCAGUUUUAUCAGAGCAUGCGGCGCGAGCCUGGUGUGUUUGGAGCUGUCCUGUUGCCACUUCCUGAAUGAAGUGUGUUUGGAGUUGAUCGCACAGACAUGCGUGAGCCUUCAGGAACUCGAGCUUGCAUCCUGUGACCGUCUCGAACCUCAGGCCUUCAACCACAUCGCUAAACUCACACAUCUGCGCCGACUCGUCCUGUACCGCACCAAGAUUGAACAAACAGCCAUAUUGAGCAUCCUGACUUUCUGUACUGAGCUGCGACACCUCAACUUAGGAAGCUGUGUGAUGAUUGAGGACUAUGAUGUAGUGGUGAGUGUGUUGAGUGCCCGUUGUCGUUCCCUCGUGUCUCUGGAUUUGUGGCGCUGCAGGAGUCUGAGUGAGCGCGGCCUUGCUGAGUUGGUAUCGGGCUGCAGCACUUUAGAGGAACUCGACCUGGGAUGGAGCUCCGCCUUCCACAGUGGCUCCACCCUCCACGGCGGAUCUGCCUCAUUUAGACAUGCAGCACGCAGACUGAGCCGCCUGCGCAGACUUUACCUCACCGCUAACCGCAAUAUCUGUGAUGCAGAUCUGGAACACAUUGCAACACACUGUCCUGUCCUGGAGCACCUCGAUAUACUGGGUACACGGUUGGUGAGUCCGGCUGCUUUACGCAAGCUGCUCCAGUCGUGUCCCCGCCUUCGUCUGCUCGACGUUUCCUUCUGCUCGCAGAUUGAUACACGGACCGUACAUGAGCUCAGCGCACUUUUCCCAAAAGUCUCCAUCAAAAAGAGUUUCACCCAGUGACCCCAACCUUUAAUUCAACUCACUUUGAUGACAUUCUACUCAAUGGACACUAGGACCCCGUGGUCUGGUGCUCACAAGGUGGACACCACAAUGAGCACAAACAAGAACCUGGAACUCCAUGAUGUAGUGGGUCAAAGGAGAUGCUUGAACACACACACACACCCAGCACUCAGGAGCUCAGCACCCUCUUAUCUAUUGUGUUUAUUUGAAAUCAACCAUGACCUUUGACCUGAUUUACACACUAUUUUUUGUUUGUUUCAAAUUUCUAAAAAUUUUGAAUCUCAGGUUUUUUUUUUUAAUUUUGCCUUUAUCAUUUACGGAUAAUCCCAAUUAAAAAUCCUUCCAGCCAUAUUCAAAAAUCCUAAAUCAGUGCUCUUUUAUCCACUGCUUUAAUCUUAGUUUUUUUUUAAACUGUUGCGUUCUGAUUGGUCGAGAGCAGCAACUAUAAUAAGUUGUCCAUAUCUACCUCGCAAUGCAGAGUAAGCGUUACUUGCCGAUUGCUCGAGCAGCGGCGUGUGCUUCACUAACAAUCCGAAGUCAUUUUAACACUCCGAUCGUUUCCUUUUAAAGGUCAUGUCUCAAGUGGGUGGAGGUGAAGAUAAAAAGAUUAAGCAUGCACAAAUCAGUACUACUCUUUUUUCCCCCCUUUUUUUUCUCACAAUUUUCCACAUUAUCGUUAAAUGUUUUCUUUUUAUGGUUUGCUACAUGUAACUCUGCCCCCUAGUGGACACAUUUGCAUUAUGUCUGAAUUCCUGCUCACGGUACCUGCAAAUCCUCACAGAUAUGAAGAUGCAGAAUUAUAAAUCGGACCCAAAUCCUAGUGCAAACUACUUAGUUUUAACCAGUCAACAACUAAUUUUGGCGCUCGGUGACUGUUCAGUAGUACAAUUUUCUCAUUCUGCAAAUGAUCACCAAGGCUCCCAUUUGUUUUUUUUCCCCAAGCAUGUUUGAAUUGAUGAAUUAACUCGUGUGAACCCCUCUGCGCCUAGCUGCAAGUACAACGAUGAGAAACGGCCAAUGAGAGCCUGAGAGGAAAUCAGAUUCAUCUACUAUAAUGUGCAGCAGAUCCCCGAAUCCAGUUUAUUAUCUCUUUGUUUGUGUAGGAGUGAGAGAGCAAAAUGGAAGCGCGAUAAUAAUUCACAAUUAAUCGCCAAAGGCAAACUGAAUACCGCGUCAGGGUUAUUAUUCACCGAUAUUCACUGAGCCUGAGGUGGAUAAUUGUUUUAGUAUAAAUACACAAGUGAUUUAUUUAAAAAAAAAAAGUAUUAAAAAAUCAUUUAUUUAAAACUUCAAAUGCAGCAUGCAAAUGUAAUAAAGGCGGCACGGCGCAGACUUGUGUCACUUAUCUACACCGAGUCACAUAAAAUACUUUGUUUUGAAACAGAUAAAAUAAAUCACAGUUCCACCUUACCUUUUGAAAAGUUUUAGACCAAACUUUGUAGCAUCUUUAGUGCUUUUAGGAACAGCAUUUUCUUUGAUCAUUUGUAAUUCUUCCUCACUUAUGGUGACAGGCGACAAAGCCAUUUUGCUGAGUCACUCGAGGCGAUUAUCAAAAAAUAAUCUGAAUUUCUCUACCAAUCAGUGCACAAUUUCCUGUAAUUGCCUGUGUAUUUAUACUAAAACUUAAUAAUAUUUGUUAGGUUAUAAAAAUAAAAAGAAGCAUGACAUGAAUCCUGACUAUAAAAAGUUACCUUUUUUCUUGUUUUUCUUACAUAAUAGUGGCAAAAUGGGUGGCACGGUGCUGUAGUGGUUAGCACUGUCACCUCACAGCAAGAAGGUUCUCGGUUCGAGCCCAGUGGCUGACGGGGGCCUUUCUGUGUGGAGUUUACUUGUUCACCCCGUGUCUGCGUGGGUUUCCUCCGGGUGCUCUGGUUUCCCCCACAGUCCAAAGACAUGCAGGUUAGGCUAAUUGGUGGCUCUAAAUUGACUGUAGGUGUGAAUGUGAAUUGUUGUUUGUAUGUGUCAGCCCUGUGAUGACCUGGCGACUUGUCCAGGGUGUACCCCGCCUCUCACCCAUAGUCAGCUGGGAUAGCCUCCAGCUUGCCCGCAACCCUAUACAGGAUAAACGGUUAUGGAUAAUGGAUGGAUGGAUGGAAUUUGCAAUUCUGAAAAUUUGAAAGUCGUGUGGCGGCACGGUGGUGUAGUGGUUAGCGCUGUCGCCUCACAGCAAGAAGGUCUGGGUUCGAGCCCCGUGGCCGGCGAGGGCCUUUCUGUGCGGAGUUUGCAUGUUCUCCCCGUGUCUGCGUGGGUUUCCUCCGGGUACUCCGGUUUCCCCCACAGUCCAAAGACAUGCAGGUUAGGAUAACUGGUGACUCUAAAUUGACCGUAGGUGUGAAUGUGAGUGUGAAUGGUUCUGUGUCUGUGUGUCAGCCCUGUGAUGACCUGGCGACUUGUCCAGGGUGUACCCCGCCUUUCGCCCGUAGUCAGCUGGGAUAGGCUCCAGCUUGCCUGCGACCCUGUAGAACAGGAUAAAGCGGCUAGAGAUAAUGAGAUGAGAUGAGAUGAGAUGAAAGUCGUGUCGUCAGCAGACAUUUUGGUGGAUUUCAAGACCAGGCUCCAGGUAUUUACUGAAAAAUGAAGGAACCUACACCAAGAAGCUUUCAUUGUCGUACUUAAACCUAAAUAUUUUAUUGAUAGCUCAUUCGACACUGUAAUACUGAUGGGAUCCAAUCAGGACUGACCUGCACCACAAACACUAUCAGCAACACUAACAGGACAAAUACUAAACUAGACAUCUCAAAAAUACAGCAAUGGAUAAUAAUUCUUUGAAAAUAAUGGUUCACAGGAAAAUUAAAAGUUUAAUCAGUAAUGAAAUAAAUUUAUCUCUUGGACUUCCAGUUUGUGUUUCAAACUCAGCUCUGUGUGUUUCAAACUGAUUGUUUAAUUUAUGUUUUGUUUCCUAAGAAUUGAAGAUGAAGUGUGAUGGAUUAUUUAUUGAAGCUAUGAGAUAACACGUGCCAUCAACAUUGUGUGUGCGUGUGUGUAUGUAUGUAUGUAUAUAUAUAUAUAUAUAUAUAUAUAUGUGUGUGUGUGUGUGUGUUCUUUAUAUGGUCAUUGAUUUCCUGCUGAAUGCAAAACAGUGUGUCAGUGCCUUAUAUUGAAGAAGAGAUACUGUGUAUGUCUGUCUGAGUGCAAUAAAUAGGAACAAUAUGGA